AUGAGCAGCAAGCUGCCGUCGCUUCACGUGAAGGCACUAUGCUCACGCCGCGCCGGAAAGGACGAAAGUGGACGCAACUUUGAGCGGGACUCUCACGAAGCAGUGCAAAUCUCAGAGCUCGGAAUGGUCGGCUCAGAGGACUGGGCGCUGCGGAACCAAGACACUCUUGGCGAGGAGAACGUCCGAGCGCGAGCGCUCCUCCUGCAGCUCGAGGCGCACAACGAUGCCGUCCUCGCGAUGGAUGAAGGCCGUCUUCGCCAUCCUCUGCCGCUCUCGAUUGCCGCCGGCGCGUGGGGCGAAAACGUGCUUCUGAAAGGAACGGACAGCGAGGGACGGCCGUUGGACGCGGCUGCGAUCUGCAUCGGCGAUAUUCUCGAGGCCACUCGAGGCUCGCUCCGGCUGGAGGUCACCUGCCCUCGUCGGCCAUGCUGCAAGGUGGACCAGCAGUUUGGCCAGACGUGGAGAGGUGCAGGCGUUCGCGCUCACACCGCUCGGAACGGCAUGGCCGGCUUCUUUUGCCGUGUCCUCAAGCCCGGCCGGUUGGCCGCUGGGGACGAGCUGCAGGUGGUCCAGCGGCGACGGCCGGAGUGGUCACUCAGGCGGGUGAGCGACGUGGUGUACGGCAGGACUAGCGGCCGGACCAGUGUCGCCGACGAAGCAAGCUACAGCAUCAGAUGCCUCGCGACGAUCGAGAAUUCGGAGGAGAUGGAUCUGCGCCUGGCGCUUCUGCGGGAGCUGGUGCAGGUGAAGGAACUCGCCGACUUUGAGUGGCGAGACAAGAUUCGAGAGAUGCUCCAGCUGCACGAGAGCAGGCGUUGCCUUCUCCAAUGA
Emiliania huxleyi CCMP1516 is the source of this 831-nucleotide messenger RNA. RefSeq lists its product as hypothetical. The record is from RefSeq and is a predicted model, not a curated record. Gene Ontology annotation, molecular function: catalytic activity; molybdenum ion binding; pyridoxal phosphate binding. Lineage: Eukaryota; Haptophyta; Isochrysidales; Noelaerhabdaceae. Bases 1 to 831 code for a protein of 276 amino acids. The transcript has a single exon.